This is a messenger RNA of Triticum dicoccoides, 2350 nucleotides long. RefSeq lists its product as uncharacterized. Bases 1 to 966 code for a protein of 321 amino acids. The record is from RefSeq and is a predicted model, not a curated record. The transcript has 9 exons. Lineage: Eukaryota; Viridiplantae; Streptophyta; Magnoliopsida; Poales; Poaceae.
AUGGAGCAGCUGCAAGGCAACCCAGUUGCUCCCAUAGCAAUACCAGACGAAUUAUUGCAUAUAUGCAAUAGUGAACACACAAGCAAGAAAAAAGAGAGGUCCACUUCUAACUGUUGGGCGAGGUUUAAUACCAUUAUAGUGUGCACUUGUUUAAGUGAUAUCAUGAUAUUUGUGAUUACUACAUGUACUAUUUUGCAUUCUGCGCAUCCGACGCAGCCGCCACCUCCUUCUCUUCCUCUUCCUCUCCCUCGGUGUAGCCCCUCCACCUCCCUCCUUCGUCGACGGUGCCUGGUUCAGAUCGGGCUCAGGUCGUCUCCGCUGGGUGGACAACGGGAAGCGGUGCUUCUCCUCCACCCUCUGGCUGCCACCGUUGACGGCCAGUCUUCACGGUUGGGCUGGAGGAGCAGGGGCAGGGGAGGCCUGCGGUGGGGGAAGGAGCAGCAAGGCCAAAGCCAAGCCGGCGGCGGCCGCAGUGCUCCCGUCUCGGUGAGAAGGCCGGCCCUGGUUCGUGAACGAGCCCAACCGUUCUUCCCUCCAGUCCGUGCUCGUGGGGAUGCAGUGGAGGACCGGUUUUUCAGAGAGAGAGAGAGAGAGAUGUAUGCAAAUCCAAGAAAAACAGGAGAACAGUUUGUCAUGCGGCUGUUGAUUACAUAUGGUGAUACUGGUGCAAAGGGUGCCCUAAAAGAUGAUCAUGUUCUUGCAUCAGCGAAAUGUCAGGUUUCCACGAAAUACCCAACAAAUGCACUCAUCAAUCGUCCUGCUCUCAUUAGCUAUAUCAUUUCGAUGAAGAUUAAGAACCGUGCACAGCUAGAUGCUGCUCUGUCGUUUCUUACUAAUACAGUUUUAAGAAGCCUGUGGUGUAGGUGCUCAACAGGAGAAGCACUCAAUAGGAGAAGCAGGAGCAGCCGAGCGUUCGCCUUCUCUCCCAGUCCCCUACUCACAGAGCUUCUCAUUUUGUUUUUGUAGAUUUGGUUUCUCUGUGUCUACAGGUUGUUUGAUAAAAAUCCAAAAAGGCUGAUAUGAGAUAAUUAAUCUAUGCAAGUCAUGUGAUUUUAUUUUUCUAUAAUUUAGUUCCAGUCAAAGAUAACAAGUUGAGUAGUCCCAUUAAUUUUUUGCAAUUUAGGUAUUGAAGGAGAUCAGAAUGCUUUUAUUUGUAUUUACAUCAUGGGCUUUAUUAUAGAACAACCACAAUGGAGAAAAUUAUCUCAUAUCUUUUGGAUGAUUUGGUUUAAUUGGCUAUUACACAUGUUCAAGUACAGAAAUGAAUAAUUGCAGCUCCUUCCCGAUUAGGUCGGGUUAAAUGCUUCCCGAAUACAAAUGGUCUCAGGAAAAAGGCAAAUAUGCAAUAAUUUUGUGUUUUUUCAAAGUAAGUAGAGUGGGUUACUACUAAACCAGAGGACGGGUAGUCAUUUCUUACUUCUGUAAAUAGAAAUCCAAUUGUCUCUUAUUAUGUGUAGGCAUAAAGUUGGAUCUUGGGUGCUUUGCGAGGCCUUUCUAUGUUGUUUUCCUAUUUAUUUUAUUUAUUGUGCUUCCCUUUUUUGGACUACAAUGUACUGGGAGGUGAGGAAAUGAGAUUGAACUACGUGUUUUCUUUUCAGGUAUAUUUGAAGUUAACGAGUUUCCAAUUCCUUGUUGUUGUUAAUGAUAUGAAAGUGCAACCGUGGUUUUUGCUCCCAGCUGAUGCAUACUACUUUGCUUGCAGCUAUCAUCAGCCAUUGUUGAUGGUACUGUCCCUUUUUGAGAACCAAAGAAAUACUGAGUUUUAGCUCAGAUGUGUGUUAGGUGAUGUUUCAUGCCAUUUUUGUUCAUCGGUCUGGCAUGAUUUGGAUUGGAUCACCUGCGGAGGCAGGUUUCAUCACCUCGGACAGAGGGAGUAUAUGAUGUAAUUGACCAUUAUCACUAAGAAGUGCUCCUCGACACAAUGCUCUAUAUUAUCAUGUCUUUAGUGCAUUUUAUUGUUCCACCUGCGUAUAUAGCUACUUGAAUCUUCUAAUUGCAAACUCAAACAUUUGCAUUUUGUUCUUUGUUUCAGUUGGGCUUUUGCGUCAAUUUUAUCAGUUACAUACAUUACAAAUGAGAAAAAUAUAUUUUUAUACAGAUCCACACACUUCGCAAAAGAGUAUACAUCAACAUCGUCUGCUACCAAAAAAAGCAAAGUAAUCUCUUUUAGUUCUUGCUUCAAAUUUGUCUCGCACGCCAAAUGGCGCGACAGGUCAUCUAGUAUGAAGAAAGCAUGCAUGGAUAGGGAUCAUCCCAGUAACCUCUGCAAAGAGAGGGUGCAUUUAAGGAGAUAUCUUCCUAUAUUUAUCUGCAGCAUCGAUGAUAUCAUGGGCAGUUUUUAUUCUUGUCU